AUGACUCAGCCCGUGUCGGCGCGUGCGGGGGACGCUCCGCGGCACGCGGCCACUUUUAAUAAGUACGAUCAGCGUGAUCUGCAGGGGAAGGCGAUGCGGGAAUGGGAAAGGCAAAGGCGCGUGUGGGCCACUGUGCAGGAGAACAUCCAACGCCGCCUCGGUGACAGCGGCAAGAUACGUGGGGCCUGCAUGAACAUGUCACAGGGGGCGUACCGGGCGCGACUGCGUGAGGAGGAGGUUGGGAUGAUCACCAACGCCGUCCCCUCCGCCAUCUUCUCCGGCUUUCACACGUGGGAGAGCACUCUGCGCACCACUGGAGAGACGGGCGCCGUUCGGUUUCUCAAGGUGGGGCAAACGAACUUCCCCUACGCGUUGUACGGGAAGGUGACGGACCGGCGGCGGCUGGACGUGGAGCACCUGACAAACACCCGCAUCGUCUUCCCCAAUGAAAACAUCGUGCGCAGGGUGGCGAGCGGCGGGCCGCAGCAGCCUUCCGCGGCUGCUGUCCCCGUCCUCUUCCGAGACUCGGAUUACUACCAGCAGCGGUUUCAGCAGUACUUCCCGUUGAUCGAAAAGAACAUGCCCCACCUAUUGUUGCCGCGGGCCUACUUAGAGGUGUGUGGGCAGCCACCCCCGUGGACGACGAAGGCAGAAGAUGCGGCGGCAGCGGCGAAGAGGUCCGUGCCGGCCGUCCUGCAGGUGCCGGCCCCGCAGCCUGAGGCGGGGCAGCAGCAAAGGCGUCAAGGAGGGCGGGAGGGGAUAGAGAAAAACGGCCCCCUCUCUGUGGGGGAAACGGAAACCUUAAGUGGGAGCAAGGACGUCAAUGUGACUCUCUUCACGGAGGACGCCGCUGCGGGGACUCCCUCGUUGGAGAUCUCCGCUUCACGCGUUCUCUUCUUUGCCCGGCCUGGGGAGCUCGUCCACGGUGCCGUGAGGGUCAGGAACAGCGGCCCCAUGACGGUCUACUACAGCUGGGCGCCGUUCCAGCCAACCACCGCCCUGGACGGCGAAAGCGCCACGGAGGAUGCCGACAGUAAAGAGGAGAAGGAGAAGGAGAACAAUAAGAAGAAGGAGGGAAGGGAGCAAGUCCGCGAUGACACUGCUCCUGGCGCGGCAAAAGCAGAGGCGGCGUCGUUGUCACGGGACGAGGACGACGCCACGUUCCGCACGAGCGGUGCUCAGCAGUCCCCGGUGAAGCGCAAGCAAACGGCGGCGGAAGGAAAUUCACCGCGAAUGAACAUCCCACUCCGCCCCCUGGCGAAGAAGUUGGCGCACUCCAAGUCCUUCUUUUUUCUCUCUGCGCAGCUGGAUGGCGUCAUCCUGCCAGACGACGAGGAGACGUUUCCCUUUUCUGUGCGGGCGGCAUUUCCAGGGCGCUUUUUGCAGCACUACGAGCUGCUCAUGAUCCCCGCCGCCGCCUCCCGCGUUGUGGUGGAGCUGUGUGCCAUUAUACAAGACGGCGGACCCGCGCUUGAUACCGUCUCCCGCCCUGUUUCGGCGGCCCUCGACGCCAAGGCCGUCGCAGAUACGCAGCGGGAGGUCAUCAACGCCUUGGUGGCGAACAGCAACCUCUAUGAGACCGCUGAGAUUGCACGGGCGACGCAAGCCUGCCUGGACGCCGCCAAGGUGCCCCAAGAGGCACGGGAGGCGCUGGUGGCAAAGUGGCGCAAGGCGUGGAACGACACAACGUACGCCGCUCUACGUCUUCCAUUCAACAUUGCUGUUUACGAGCGGCUGAAUGCGUUACAUCAAAAUCUCGCCCAAACGAUGUCGGCGCUGGAGCAGCCCCUCCACCAUGAGGAGUGGGACGGAUCGGUGCAGACGCUACAGAGUGAUAUUUGCAGGUUGCGCGACGCCGUGUCGCGUAAUAUGCUGCGGGAGGGACUGAACGUUCUUCUGCGCGCGGCAACGGUGUGUGAGCAGGAGGAUGAACCGCUUGAUUUCCUCCUGCAACGCGUCGCUGGGAAGGUGGCCUUCUCAGCCCUGGCGCGACAGGCGGGGGAGCUGGACGACGCUAUCUUGCUCACACUCGGACUGCGCGAGCCCCGCGGGGCACAUAACGGGGCGCACUCCGCAACUAGCCCGCGCGGACCCGGUAGCUUGGCCAGCGGUGCCGCUGCGGGAGGGCGCAAGGGCGCUGGCGGCGGCAGCGGCGCUGGUUCUGGGGCGGGCGGAGGCGGCAGAUCGCAGGGCAGGGCAUCCACCAAAGGGGGAAAGGGCGCGGCGGCGGCGGACGCCAACACUGGUCGCUUAGGAAACGCGGAUAAGCCGUCGGCGCACGGCGACGCAGACGCGGCGGGUGACCCCGCGGCAGAGGCCGCGCUCAAGGAGGAACACGGCGCCCGUCUCUUUGCCGGCAUGCGACGGCUGGUCGGCGACGCCGUUAUGCGGCUUUGCUCCACGUUAGACUGCCUUCGCUGCACGACGGAGGCGGCGUGUGCGUUGCCGCUGCUUGAGACCACCGCCUGCGUCCGCGCCGAGGCCGUGCGCAUCAUUCAGAACGCCGACGACAUGGAGGUUGAGUUUGCAGUGGACGCUGCUCCGCCAAAGAAGAGGAAGUAG
Molecule: messenger RNA, 2562 nt
Organism: Trypanosoma conorhini
Lineage: Eukaryota; Euglenozoa; Kinetoplastea; Trypanosomatida; Trypanosomatidae
Exons: 1
Coding region: 1-2562 (853 amino acids)
Source: RefSeq, a predicted model, not a curated record